Molecule: messenger RNA, 1088 nt
Organism: Drosophila melanogaster (fruit fly)
Lineage: Eukaryota; Metazoa; Arthropoda; Insecta; Diptera; Drosophilidae
Gene: Rpn13R
Product: regulatory particle non-ATPase 13-related
Exons: 1
Coding region: 61-1035 (324 amino acids)
Cellular component (GO): cytoplasm; nucleus
Molecular function (GO): ubiquitin binding; proteasome binding
Source: RefSeq, marked reviewed
AUAUUAACUAUUCACACAAUUCAAGCGAUUGGUAAUAACUCGAAAAUUUCCAGUAUCCACAUGGCCCAGUCGAAUGCACACAAUUUGGUCGAGUACAAGGCCGGCCGCAUGGUCCUUCUAGGCAAGAUGGUCGAACCCGAUGACCGCAAAGGACUGCUCUUUGUGCGCCGAUCCGCCGAUGAUAAUCAGCUCCAUAUCCACUGGAUGGAUCGGCGUUCCGGGUCCGUUGAGCUGGAUAUUGUAGCAACGCCGGGCGUCCUCGAGUUCCGUCGCAUUGAUCAGUGCAAAACCGGUCGGGUUUAUGUCCUAAAGUAUACACGAUCGACGCAGCGUUACUUUUUCUGGAUGCAGGAGCUGCAGGCGGAUGGGGAUGCGUUAUUUUGUCAGCGGGUCAAUGAAUUGAUUGCCAGUGGUGAACGCCAAAGGGAUGAGAUUGCGGCGGCCGAGGGCGAUAUGGAUACGGAUGCGGAUCAUACAACAGCACGACGCGGUUUCGGUGGCAGUGAGAAUCCUCAAAUUCUGGAAGAGAUGCUGGUCGAAACGCAAGCAACUUGGCUACCAGCUAACCGGAGUUUGAAUCAUUGGCAAACUGGUGAUGCGAUGGAAGAACCGCCCUUGCCAUUUGCCGAUCCCGAUGCAAAUACAGAUACAGAUACAGAUACAUAUACAUCAGAGUCGGGUAUACAGACAUUCGAUUUGGCAGCUGUUUUACGCCUACAUGGCGCCGAAGCAGUGGACAAAGUUCUAAGUUGCCCAUCGAGACGUGAAAAACUAAUGGCCCAAUUGCCCAAAGAUCAUGAGGCGAUGGAUGAGCAGUCAGACAUACUGGAGCAUUUGCAUUCGGCGCAAUUCUACGAAUCCUUGUCCUCUUUUUCCGUAGGACUUCAUUCUGGUGCACUCAGAAAGAGUCUGGAGCCUCUAUUGCAAAGUGAUGACAAUCGCGAGGCCUUGAAUGCCGCUCAAGUUGGGGAUGUUGAGCGUUUUCUUCGUGAACUUGAACGAAACGAUGGGGAUUAUGGUGGGCCAACCGAUUGAACCGUGAGGUUCUUAUAAAUAUAUUUAAAUAUAGUUAAUUAAAUAUGGCGCAU